AAGCUUUUUCUCUGUGAACACACAUUCUAGCAUGAUAUUUCCCAAUGGCUCCGGCAUUAUAGCAAUGGGGUCCUACCAUUGAUUCUGUAGUUGGUAGAUUAAAAAGGAAAAGGAAAAGAAUCAGACAUCAACUUGCUCUACAUUAGAUUAAAAGAGAAGCAAGAAAAUGAAGCUGAAGAUAUAUGCAGAUAGAAGGUCCCAGCCAGCACGGGCAGUUCUUAUCUUCUGCAAGGUAAAUGGGAUAGACUUUGAGGAGAUCAACAUCGACCUAACCAAGCGUCAACAGUUAUCUCCUGAAUUCAAAGAGAUAAACCCUAUUGGGAAAGUACCAGCUAUAGUUGAUGGAAGAUUCAAGCUGUUUGAAAGUCAUGCAAUCCUUAGCUAUCUGGCUUGUGCAUUUCCUGGAGUUGCUGACCAUUGGUAUCCAGCUGAUCUUUUCAAGAGAGCAAAGAUUCAAUCAGUGUUGGAUUGGCAUCACUUAAAUUUACGACUGGGAGCACUUACAUAUGUUGUGAAUACUGCAAUGGCGCCUGCACUUGGUCUACCCCUGAAUCCACGAGCGGCAGCCAAAGGUGAAAAAAUUCUCUUCUCAUCGCUGUCAAAGAUAGAAUCCUUUUGGCUCAAGGGGAGUGGACGAUUUUUGGUUGGCAGCAACCAACCAUCCAUAGCAGAUCUAAGCCUUGUCUGUGAAAUAAUGCAACUGGAGCUUUUGGAUGAGAAGGAUCGGAAUCGAAUACUUGGUCCUUAUAGGAAAGUUCAACGAUGGAUUGAGAAUACAAGAAAUGCAACAAGGCCUCACUUUGAUGAAAUGCAUCAAGUCCUCUUUGAAUUUAAAGCAGAUCUGCAAAAACAACUGUCAAUGGGGGCAAUAAAUGAGAUGGAAUCAAGCUCGAAAACAGUAUAUCUCUCUAAGAUAUAGCAAUCUAUUUGAUGUUUAUGUUUGCCCAAGAAAAUGAAUAAAGCAUUUCUGGGUUUAUCCUGUGUAGAUUGAGCCAAAGAUCAUUGAAAUUUCGAAGCUACUUCAGAAAAAUAAUGUAUUCUCUGUUUACAUACCCUUUUCUCAAAUAAAGAAAUGCCAUUUAUCGCAAUCAAUGGCUUUGGUUUUU
Molecule: messenger RNA, 1106 nt
Organism: Jatropha curcas
Lineage: Eukaryota; Viridiplantae; Streptophyta; Magnoliopsida; Malpighiales; Euphorbiaceae
Product: glutathione S-transferase T1
Source: RefSeq, a predicted model, not a curated record